Fopius arisanus is the source of this 1494-nucleotide messenger RNA. RefSeq lists its product as uncharacterized. The transcript is spliced from 3 exons. NCBI's taxonomy places the organism in Eukaryota, Metazoa, Arthropoda, Insecta, Hymenoptera, Braconidae. The coding region runs from base 142 to 684 and encodes 180 amino acids. The record is from RefSeq and is a predicted model, not a curated record.
CUACUUCAAUUUGUCAGGAAAUUAUGAAAAAUGUGGAUAUAUCGAUUGGUUUGAUUUCGUGACGAUGAUGGAAGCUAACUAUGGAGAAGAAAUUGGGUGUGUCGAGGGGAAUAAUUCAUCGGGCCACACCUAGGUCUCAGCAUGAAAGCAAAAAGCCAUUUUCAACAUUUUCAGUUGAUUUUGAGCGAUCCACAGACCCAUACCUGGAAUAAAAAGCCCUCGGCAUCUCCAUGUACUCCAGAUGAAGUUGUAGCUGGCCUUCGUGAUUGUGGAGAAGGCGAAGUGGAAAAGUGGCUGGAGGAUGAGGCACUUGCUGGAUUUAGGGUCUGGCAACUUGCGGCUAUUGUCAUUUCCAUUAUCCUGACCCUCAUCAUUGGCCUCUGUUGUUGUAUCAGGUUUAGGAUACCUCGGACAAAGCAGAAUAUCGAGGCUGACUCUGUCAGAAAGAAAUUGACAAAUAAUUUCCGGAGGGAGUUGUCAAAAAUUAGCAAUGGGGAGAUGGACGAAAUGGAUUUGCGCAGAGCCAUAGAGAAGGUCAGGGCGGCCCUAGAUGUUGAAGCUGAUGAUCUCAACACUGAGAUGGUAAUAACAGAUAAAAAACCAAAGGAUUUGUCCUCUUUGGGAAUGAUGUUCCAGGGGAUGAGGACUCAUUUAUCGAAAAGCCCAGAGACCCACGUCAUCUAGCUUUUAAUGCAUUAGUUUCUCGUUUUAUUGUUGUAAAUAUAAUACAUAAAUUCGUUGAUUGCAUGCAACAGUUAAUUCUACAGAAUAAUCUACAGAUAAUAACCUGCAAUUCAUAUUUAUCUUAGUGUUUGUUUUCUUCCUGGAUUAUUCAGCAGACGAAAAGUAAUUUAUUUCUGUCAUUUAGGUUUAUAAAUCAUUCAAUAAAUAGACCAUUUGAUUGAUGUAAGUUGUAUACUUAAUUAAAAUAGUCAUCUCUUCGAUAUUCCCAGGUUUUUUAUCCCUAGAGGAAUUAUUCUCUAACAAUUUACAUCAAUUUGUUUUUAAUAUUUUUGUUUGUUUUAUUUAUUUUUUCUAAUAGGAGUUCUAUUACUUAUCUCUCGUACAGAAAUAUAAGGUACAGGUCUCUCAUUCUCGAUUAUUCUAGUGACAUCGAAGAGUAGUGAAAGAAUUAUAUAUUAUUUAGGUUUUUUUUUAAUCUUUUGGGAAUUAAAAAAUUGGGCUAUUUCUCUCCUAUGACACUGAUAGAUUUUGGUUUUAUGCGAUUUAAUGUUCGUUCGUAAGACGCACGUAAAAAUUCUCGUAUUAAAUAAUUUUGAUGUUAGAUACUAUUUUUAUUGUUAUAGAAGUGACGUGGUGAAACCUAUUGACAAAUACAUUAUCGUGUCUUUAAAAUGUGCAAUUGUUUUGAUAAACCGAAAAACUUUUGAAUUUUUUACAUAGGCCUUAAGAUUUUCAAGUCGAUUUUCGUUUCACCACUUCAUCACCAUUUUUCCUCGUUUCGCUGUUUUGGUAAAUAAUCAUCUCCAGAGA